AUGUCGUCGUUAAAUAUGAGAGCCAUGCAUUCAUCUGCUUCAACACCGUCUCUGCGUGCUCGAGAUGGCAUACUACCGCCCCAAAUGAGAAUGGAUGCGGGAGGUAAUGUGAGAGUCGUCGUGAGAGUCCGGGCGUUUUUGCCUAGAGAGAUCGAAAGGGGUGCGGAGUGCUUGAUUAGCAUGGAUCCUCACACCCAGAUGACUACACUUCAUGUGCCAAACGAUCAUGACCCAGCGAAUGUCAGAGCCAAGUCACGCAAGGUGGUUGAGGAGAAGUCAUUUAUAUUUGAUAACUCCUUUUGGAGUCAUAACACGAGGGACAGAUAUUACGCACAUCAAGAAGAUGUAUACAAUUGUCUAGGCGAGGAAUUCCUCGACCACAACUUCGAGGGUUAUCAUACUUGCAUCUUUGCCUAUGGUCAAACCGGCUCUGGCAAGUCUUACACAAUGAUGGGCACGCCCGACCAACCAGGACUUAUUCCGCGGACCUGUGAAGACUUGUUCCAGCGCAUUGAAGCAGCGCAGGAGGAAACGCCUAAUAUUUCGUAUCACGUACGAGCCUCCUACUUCGAAGUAUACAAUGAGCACGUCCGCGACUUGCUUGUUCCUGUGGUACCAAACCAGCCUCCGUACUAUUUGAAGAUCCGCGAGUCGCCAACUGAGGGACCGUAUGUGAAGGAUCUGACUGAGGUGCCAGUGCGAAGUCUGAAUGAGAUUCUUCGGUACAUGAAGACUGGAGAUGCAAGUCGUACGACAGCGAGCACCAAGAUGAACGACACGAGUAGUCGAAGCCACGCAGUAUUUACCAUCAUGUUAAAGCAGAUUCACCACGAUAUGGAAACGGACGAGACUACGGAACGUAGCUCGCGAAUCCGGCUGGUCGAUCUAGCGGGCAGCGAGCGAGCCAAAUCCACCGAGGCGACUGGCGCUCGGCUGCGUGAGGGCAGUAACAUCAACAAAUCCCUGACAACUCUAGGUCGGGUCAUCGCGGCGCUCGCGGACCCGAAGGCCCAACGCCCUGGCAAGCGGCAUAGAGAUGUCGUGCCGUACCGUGACUCCAUCCUAACAUGGCUACUGAAGGACUCCCUAGGAGGUAAUAGUAAGACGGCGAUGAUUGCGUGCAUUGCGCCGUCCGACUAUGAGGAAACGCUAUCAACGUUACGGUACGCGGAUCAAGCGAAGAGAAUCCGUACUCGUGCCGUGGUCAACCAGGACCACAUCAGUACGGCGGAGCGAGACGCACAGAUUGCAGCCAUGGCCGAAGAAAUCCGAGUAUUGCAACUAUCCGUAUCAGACUCUCGCCGUCGCGAGAAGGAUGCCAAGGAAAGCGAAGAGCGUCUAGAGGAGUACCAAAACCGUGUCGCGGCCAUGCAACGCAUGAUGGAGGAGCGUAGCAUGGUGUCUGAAGGGAAGAUCCGCAGUCUACAGACUGAGAACGAGGCUUUGAGGCUACAUCUUAAACUUGCGCUUGAUAGCCUUAAGAACCCUAUUCCAGAGGUGGUUGUUAAGAAUGAAGGGGAUGGAGCGGAUAAGGAGAAUGUAGACAAGGGCCGGGCUAGUCCUGUUGACGAGGCAUAUUACGGCGAGGAUGAUGGAUAUGGAUCCGAUGUGUAUGAGGAGAAGGCAAAUGAUGUUCAGGAUUACAUGCACGACCUCUUGGAGGAUUUAGCAUUGUUUAGAAGGAAGAUCGGCGAUGACAAGGGGAGGUUUUUAGACGAAGAUGCAAGACACCCAUUGGGUGUGAAGGUGAAUAUUUAG
Messenger RNA from Daldinia childiae, 1758 nucleotides. Its product is annotated as Kinesin-like protein KIF1C. Gene Ontology annotation, molecular function: microtubule binding; microtubule motor activity; ATP binding. The record is from RefSeq and is a predicted model, not a curated record. The coding region runs from base 1 to 1758 and encodes 585 amino acids. NCBI's taxonomy places the organism in Eukaryota, Fungi, Ascomycota, Sordariomycetes, Xylariales, Hypoxylaceae. The transcript has 2 exons. Gene Ontology annotation, biological process: microtubule-based movement; mitotic spindle organization.